This is a messenger RNA of Cyphomyrmex costatus, 886 nucleotides long. It is a transcript of the gene Taf11, whose product is annotated as TATA-box binding protein associated factor 11. The transcript is spliced from 6 exons. Lineage: Eukaryota; Metazoa; Arthropoda; Insecta; Hymenoptera; Formicidae. Gene Ontology annotation, biological process: transcription initiation at RNA polymerase II promoter; RNA polymerase II preinitiation complex assembly. Gene Ontology annotation, cellular component: transcription factor TFIID complex; nucleus. Gene Ontology annotation, molecular function: RNA polymerase II general transcription initiation factor activity; protein heterodimerization activity. Bases 49 to 783 code for a protein of 244 amino acids. The record is from RefSeq and is a predicted model, not a curated record.
AACCUGUAAUCUGAAUUUCGCGUCGUGUGCCACUGUGAUAUUGUGACUAUGGAUAAUAUUUUUGGGAAGGAAGAUUCUGGAGAUGAAAAAGAGAACGAGCAUAAAAAUGUUGAAGACCAUGGAGAUAACAAAACUACUCUUUCACCAAAUUUAGAAUCCAAGGAUAUUGAAGCUAUGGAGACUGAUAAAGUUAAGGCAGAAUCGGAUACAAUAAAUUUGCAAUUGCAAUCAGAUACUGAGGAGACUGAAAACACAGAAUCUAAUUCUACCUGCCCAGUUGUAGACGAUCAAAUACAGAUUGUGAAGCAUGAAUUUAAUAUGAAAGUAGAAGAACAAACUGCUGAAGAUAUAUUUAGUAAUGACAUUAUGAUACCUCGUGCCAAUCUAAUCAGUAUAAAAGAAAGACGGGAGAGUAAGGAGAAGAGCAAAAAGGAGAUAGAAGAAGAGGAGAGAGAGAAGAUGCAAGUGCUAGUAUCUAAUUUCACUGAAGAUCAACUGGAUAGAUAUGAAAUGUACAGACGAUCCGCAUUUCCAAAAGCAGCUAUAAAGCGGAUCAUGCAAACCAUAACAGGUUGUUCAGUAUCUCAAAAUGUUGUUAUAGCUAUGUCGGGAAUCGCUAAAGUAUUUGUUGGCGAAAUUGUUGAAGAAGCUUUAGAUGUUAUGGAGGAGCAAAAUGAAACUGGCCCAUUACAACCAAAGCACUUGAGAGAAGCUGUCCGGAGAUUGAGGUUACAGGGUCAAGUAUCGAAUGGUCGAGCACAUAAAUCUUUCUUUAGAUUAUAAUUAGUCCCACAUUUGCAAUAUAUUAUAAUGUUUCUCUUACUGCAGGAUCCUACUGUACUGUUUAGAUUAGCGUAACCUAAAUAAUAUAAUUCACCUAGAGAUU